Messenger RNA from Aegilops tauschii subsp. strangulata, 1256 nucleotides. RefSeq names its product LEAF RUST 10 DISEASE-RESISTANCE proteinUS RECEPTOR-LIKE PROTEIN KINASE-like 1.2. Gene Ontology annotation, molecular function: polysaccharide binding. The record is from RefSeq and is a predicted model, not a curated record. NCBI's taxonomy places the organism in Eukaryota, Viridiplantae, Streptophyta, Magnoliopsida, Poales, Poaceae.
UCUCCGGUCAAUGACAUGCGGGCCCGCGCCGCCGUGAGGACCCACAUGGCGGGUGAGCUCCCCUCCCACUCGCCGGUGGUGUCCACUUCAGUCAGUCAAACUCCCUGACGACGAACGGUCAACACAUCCGGCAACCAUGCAUCCAUGAAUGUCCCGGUGCUUUCCUUCUUCUCAUCCUCAGCAUCCUUUCCUCUCAACGUUACCCAAAUCUCCUACGCCUUCCAGAGCAUCCCGUAGCCGGCGGCCUCUCCCUUUCGUUGCAACAACAAGAUCGACGCGAUGCAUCCGUUUCGCGUCCCGGCGUCCGCCGCCGCCGCCGUGCUCUGCUCAGCCACGCUGCUGCUAACAACCGUCCUUGCCACCGACGCCAUAAACACCACCGCGCCGUCGUCCUGCGACCCGGCGGCGUGCGGGGGCCUGCGCAUCGCCUACCCGUUCUGGCUCGCCGGCACGCACCUGCCGGAGUGCGGCUACCGGGCCUACCAGGUCAGCUGCGACGGCAACGGCACGGCCUCCCUCAAGAACUCCCUCUGGACGUACCAGAUCCGGGAGAUCAAUUACGGGGACGACAACGGCACCUUCCAGAUCACCAACGCCCAGCUCACCGACGGCACCUGCGACAUCGAGCUCCGCGUGAACGCCUCCGCCGACCUCGGCCUCGCGCCGUUCAGCAUCAGCGCGGCUAACCGGCAGCUCUUCUUCCUCUACAACUGCACCGACCAGCAGGCGCCGCCAACGUGGGCGCACGUGAACUGCGCCAACGGCUCGCGCAAUGACUCGUUCGCGGUACUCGCCGGCGGGUACAAGCCCGAAGACAAAUGGGGGCCGCUGCCGGGAAACUGCACGGUGUCGAUGAUGCCAGUGCUGGGCUACCCAGGGGCGGCCGGAAAGGACUACCGGCGGCUGAUGAAGGACGGCUUUCUUCUGGAAUACACGGUCGACGACUGUGCGGGGUGCGUGGACAGCGGAGGGCUUUGCCGGGUUAACACCGUCUACGACUUCUUGGAGUGUCACUGCCCCGACGGCGUGUCCGACUUCAUCAUCUGCGGCGGUCAGUGUCAAUUCAUCUCGGUUUUACCUCUUUUUAAUCUCCGUAGACCUGCUAAUUAUAUCUCAAGCUUCGGAAAUUAUCUCGCAUGCCAUAAUUAGUAUCAGUAUUACCUCAAACGUGUUUGCAAAUGUCUAAGUGACUGCGAGACCCAACGGACAGGCUAUAUGUAUGUAGCCCCAGCCAUGCCAUGUGGUUAAACCAACGU